AUGAAUAGCAUCUUCUCCCUAUUCCGCUUGCAGCCCCGCGAGGGGUCGCCCGGGCGCAGCCGGAUCUUCAUUUAUUUGGCGCUGGCCGUCAUUGCGCUUCUGCUUUCAUAUCAGCUUGUAUUAAACCAUGGCUCGCUGGAAUCCGUGUCGCCCUGGGGGAAGACAUCGGUUGGAGGCGCCAAGCAGGAUGUGGCGGAACCGCCCACAUACUCCUGGCGGAUCUCCAGGACCCCCGAGAAGGAAUUGGUGGUUGCUGCGAUGCGCGACAGCGACAUGGCGUGGGUCGCAGAGAACGUGCCCGACUGGACGACGACGAUCUAUCGCGCCGAUGCGGACAAGAGCGAAUACAAUUUUACGGUCCCCCGGAAUAAAGGAAAUGAGGCGAUGGUAUACUUGACAUAUUUGAUUGACCGCUACGAUUCUCUGCCCGAAGUGAUGGUGCUUAUGCAUGGCGGCCGCUAUCAGUGGCACAACGACAACCCUUUAUAUGACUCUGUCGUAACGCUGAAAGACCUGCAAAUCGACCACGUGAAGCGAACAGGCUACGUGAACCUGCGCUGUGUAUGGGCCAUCGGCUGCCCCAGCGAACUCGAGCCAGGCCGCUAUUUCCGCGAAAGACCCGACGACCCGGCCCAUCCCACCGCCGUGGAGUACCCGGAUCGCUUUCUGGAGCUCUUCCCGGACGAGGAGCUGCCGGAGGUUGUGGGGGUGCCGUGCUGCAGCCAGUUCGCGGUGUCGCGCGAGGCCGUGCGAGCACGACCGAAGGCGGACUACGAGCGAUGCCGCCAGUGGCUGCUCGAUGUCGAUCUGGACAACGCCACGAGCGGGCGGAUCUUUGAAUACGCUUGGCACAUUAUGUUCGGCAAAACCGCCGAGCUGUGUCUGGAUGUAGUGACGUGCUACUGCGAGACCUACGGGUAUUGCGAUAUGGAGCCAAUCGAGCUCCAGAAUCAUUGGGUCUGGCGCGGCAUGGUGCUCCCACCCAACUGGCCCGAAUCGGAAGAACAGUCUUGA
This is a messenger RNA of Penicillium chermesinum, 1014 nucleotides long. Its product is annotated as DUF3431 domain-containing protein. The transcript has 5 exons. NCBI's taxonomy places the organism in Eukaryota, Fungi, Ascomycota, Eurotiomycetes, Eurotiales, Aspergillaceae. The record is from RefSeq and is a predicted model, not a curated record. The coding region runs from base 1 to 1014 and encodes 337 amino acids.